Effrenium voratum is the source of this 2940-nucleotide messenger RNA. Lineage: Eukaryota; Dinophyceae; Suessiales; Symbiodiniaceae. The record is from the annotation of a GenBank genome assembly.
AUGUACCUUGAGCUGUAUCACUUCAACAGGAUGGCGCUGAGCGUUUACACCGAGCUUGGCAUGAUCAAAGAGCUCAGCGUCGCCCCAAAGCAUUCGUAUUGCUUAGAUGUAGCCUCAGAUGCCAAUGUGGGGAACAUGACGGUAACAGCCAGCACAGGCUGCAGUGCGAACUUGCUCGCGCAGGUGAGCUCUCUUUCCAAUCCCCAGCACAGACAGCUGCGGCUCAUUCCAAGCAACCUCAGCUUUGCUGAGCAUGGGCAAUGCUUAACAGCAAAAGAAGCAGAGGCAGGCUUGGAGUUCCGAAGUUGCAACAAGACGGAUGACAAGCAACUCAUGUCGCCUGCAUCACUCCCCUCAGACAUGUGGUCCCUUCAUGUGGAGGCAGAAGAACGGACUCAGGACUUGCACAAGCCGUACUCUUCAUAUUGCGGCACCAGCGGAGCAUUAAGCAACUUGGACUUUGGCCAGAUCUUUGUCGGAGACACGGAGACCGCCACCAAAUGCAAGUUCGCGCCUUUGAUUGCCUUUGGCGACUUUGUCGAUACAGGCAUCAUCCGAGACAAGACUUCCAGCAACUGGAUAGACUGGCAUCAUUUGCUGGCAGAUUAUCCAGUGCAAUGCGGGGCCGGCGAAGCUCUGACCGCCUUCAAGCUGGAUUCAGGGCGGAACUCGUUCACCUACGAGUGCAGCAAGAUCGGGGGCCUGGGCGCUUGCUUCGACGCCUGGAGCUCGCAGGCGGAGGUGCUGCAGUUCGGCCCGGCGCAGAGCUACUGGGCCAAGCCCAUGCGGAUGAUGCACACGGACUGCGGGGGCAACGCCGUGCUGGGCGGCUUCCACUUCGAGUUCUCGGAAGGGGGCCGCUGGGCGCGGGUGCGCUACAGCUGCUGCAAGGCAGGCGGAGCUCCCAUCGUGAUCGAUCCCCGGGGGCAGGUGCCGGAUUUGAUGAGCCCCUUCGACGGGGUGUUCUGUCCCAAGUCUAGGGAUCCAUCAGGGCGACUUGAGUACGAAAGCUCCGGUAGGUCGUUGACCUUUGACAGAAGCCUCGGGAAGUGGUGUAUUGGCUCCGAGUGCUCCCACGUUACGGCCAGCGCGACGCCUCUGGAUGCGCCGCUUCUGAGCUUCGACGUGGUGAAUGUGACCGACUUCAACGGCGAGUUCUUGGGAGGGGGCGUUCCAGGCGAAGGUGGCAAGAAGACUCUCUCCUUGGAGCAGGCCCUGAAGCUGAGGCCGCCGAAGCGCCCGGUGCCGCCGCCCAUGCCGGAGCUGGAGGAGUUUAAAGCAGAGCAGCCGAAGUAUGCCGCAGAGUGCCUGGACUACAAGGAUCUCUGGAAAGAGGUCACCGAGACCUUUACCAACGAGGAGGAUGAGACCGUCACUGAGACCUCGGCGCUGGAGGCGGAUCCGGGCACCAAAGGCGCGGAGCUGCGGGACUAUCACCCCUGCGAAGUGGCGAAGAACGCCGGGGGGGUCUUCGGCAACUUCGGCGGAGGAGAUGGCUCCAUGGCCCCGGAGAACAUGAUGUACAGUGACUGGAACGACUGCAUGCAAGGCGACAUCGAAAGAGACUUGCUUUCUGCACAGGGUGACUACAAAGGUGCGCUUUCGGAGUUUGUCCAAGACAUCACCCAGGAGUCCCUGGGUGUCGUCUGCUCGAUCGUACCAGAUACCAUGAUCGCCCCCUUCGGAGUUGGGGUUGCUAUCAAUCCUGGCGAGAUUUGCGGGCAAGCAGCGGACCUGGUGGGCGCGAUCAAAACAUUCGCGGGCCCAGCAAGCAGCUAUCACUUCGCAAAGAAGGAGUGGGACAUUCAGCGGGAAGGAUACGCCGCUUGCAAUCCGUUGCAAAUCGGCUUUGCCCGUGCCUUCUGCGACAUACACUGCGUUCGAGAUGCCGUUAUUCGCGGGGAUCGUUCAAUCAUUCGAAAUCUCGAGGCAGCCACCAAGAAGACCAACACCAAUCUGCAGAACAUGGUGAAGUGGUCAGUUGACACUGCCAGGGGAGAAACCGGAUGGUUGGCAGACAAGUUGGACUACAUGCAUGCCAUCAACACUGCAUACCUCCAGCAGAUCCAUGACUUCUUGGCUCCGAGCCUUGAUCAGCAGAAGGCGCUGAAGGGCAUGCGCAUGGCCACGGACAGCAUGUUCGAGGAGCUGUCCGGGUACGCUUCGGCCUCCUCCUUUGAUGAGGUCUCCCGGCUCACGGUGCACGAUGCUCUACAGAGCUUCCUACGGGCCAAGGACCCGUCGAAUGCAACGGAGGGCCGCGGGUUCUUGCGGAAGCUGAGUGACCUUCACCAGAUCCUGGCCCGAUCUGGCAAAAGCAGGUCGGCCGUGCUGGGCCGGCAGAUGAACCGCCAGGUGCGGCAUUUGCAGAAGAUGGCCCAGCAGCAGCUCAACGUUCUCGGGGUCUACAGGAUGGAGAGCAACGCUUCCAGAGCUCACCGCUCGCUGGAGGGCAACACCUUGGUGGCCCUGGACAGGAUUUGGUGGCAGCUCCGCAUGAAGCUGGAGAAGUAUCUGGACACGGCAGAGGCAGAGGUGAAGGCCUUCCAAAAGUCCAUCGAUGACAUGGACAGCUACGAGGGUUGUCAAGCAGGCUUCUCUUCACUCGUCUCCAGCUACACGCACAGUAUGGCCGUCAUGAGGCGCAGUCAUCGUCUACUUCGGUCGACCUGGCGUGAGGCAGCAGGGCUCGUGGGGGAGUUGGCCUCGGUUCUGGUGGACAGUGGCGCCUUUGACACCUUCGUGAGAAACCACGGCUGCUCGAGUUCGGUGAUGGAGGACACCUUGAAGCAGGUGCGUUCGGCCUACUUUGGCCUCGCGCUGCUGCUGCACCGCUUCCGCGCGGCCGGGCUGGCGCAGCCCCACAUGGACCAGGUGCACACGGCGGCGCGGCGCAUCAACGAGGCCCAUGCGGCGGCCGUGGCCCACUGCGACGCCUGA